AUGGACGUCCUCAAGCGACAGGAAGAGUACAAUGGCACGACCACCGAUGCCUCCUCGGGUUGGGACACUGGCGCCACCGACCUCAAUGUGUUCUACGACACCGGCCACAUGGCUUUCAUGAUCAUCUGCGCCGUCCUCGUCCUCCUUAUGAUUCCCGGUGUCGGCUUGUUCUACUCCGGUCUCGCCCGUCGCAAGUCUGCUCUCGAGCUGCUCCUCCUCUCCAUGAUCUCCGUCGCCGUCGUCGGCUUCCAGUGGUUCUUCUGGGGAUACUCCCUCACCUUCUCCCGCACCGGCAAUGCGUUCCUCGGCGACAUGAGCAUGAUUGGUCUGCAAAAGGUCAUUGCCGAGCCCAACGGCGCGAGUACCCUGCCCGACAUCCUCUUCUGCCUGUACCAGGGCAUGUUCGCAUCCAUCACGCCCGCGCUCGCCAUUGGCGCCGUCGCUGACCGUGGUCGCGUCCUGCCCGCGAUCGUCUUCAUCUUCAUCUGGACGACCGUCGUGUACGACCCCAUUGCGUACUGGACCUGGAACGGCAACGGCUGGCUCUACAAGCUCGGCGCUCUCGACUUUGCCGGUGGAGGCCCCGUCCACAUCUCUUCGGGCACCUGUGCUCUCGCCUACUCCAUCAUGCUCGGCAAGCGCACUGGCUACUCCAGGACCGCCGGCAUGCCAUGGCGCCCCCACAACGUCACAAACGUCGUUAUCGGCACCGUCUUCCUCUGGGUCGGCUGGUUCGGUUUCAACGGUGGCUCUGCUCUAGGCAUGAACAUUCGCGCCAUCAUGGCCAGCUACAACACGCAGCUCGCGGCGUGCAUGGCUGCCCUCGCCUGGAUCCUCCUCGACUACCGUCUGGAGAAGAAGUGGUCCACCAUUGGCUUCUGCUCCGGUGCCAUCUCUGGCCUCGUGGCAAUCACCCCUGCCGCUGGUUUCGUUACCCCCUGGGGCGCCCUGAUCAUUGGCAUCGUUGGCGGCGUCUGCUGUAACUUUGCCACCAAGCUCAAGUUCCUCAUCGGCGUUGACGAGGCUCUCGACAUCUUUGCCGUCCACGGCAUUGGUGGCAUGGUCGGCAACAUCAUGACUGGUGUCUUUGCUGCUUCCUGGAUUGCCAAGCUCGAUGGUGCCGAGUGGGGUCCCCUUGGCUGGAUCGAGCACCACUGGGUGCAGAUGGGCUACCAGUUCGCCGGCACCGUGGCCGCCUUCUCCUGGUCCUUUGUCCUCACCUGCCUCAUCCUGUUCCUCCUCAACCUUGUGCCUGGCCUCAGCCUGCGUGCUACCCCCGAGGAGGAGGAGCUCGGCAUGGACGACUGCCAGCUCGGUGAAUUCGCCUACGACUAUGUCGAGCUCACUCGACACCUGUCGGACACUGCCAGCGUCAUCUCCAGCCAGGUUCCCCCUGGUGUCGGGAGCAGCGCUGCCAGCAGCCAUGAGAAGGGGGCUGAGACUGUUUAA
Emericellopsis atlantica is the source of this 1449-nucleotide messenger RNA. Its product is annotated as ammonium permease. Bases 1 to 1449 code for a protein of 482 amino acids. Gene Ontology annotation, biological process: ammonium transmembrane transport. The transcript has 3 exons. NCBI's taxonomy places the organism in Eukaryota, Fungi, Ascomycota, Sordariomycetes, Hypocreales, Bionectriaceae. The record is from RefSeq and is a predicted model, not a curated record. Gene Ontology annotation, molecular function: ammonium channel activity. Gene Ontology annotation, cellular component: plasma membrane.